Molecule: messenger RNA, 10318 nt
Organism: Aedes aegypti (yellow fever mosquito)
Lineage: Eukaryota; Metazoa; Arthropoda; Insecta; Diptera; Culicidae
Gene: scrib
Product: protein lap4
Exons: 27
Coding region: 1276-9696 (2806 amino acids)
Biological process (GO): neurotransmitter receptor transport, endosome to postsynaptic membrane; neurotransmitter receptor transport postsynaptic membrane to endosome
Cellular component (GO): postsynaptic density; adherens junction; postsynaptic membrane
Molecular function (GO): protein binding
Source: RefSeq, a predicted model, not a curated record
AGAACCGUAGUUCGUGUCAAUCUCUCGGUCGGUCGUGUCGUGCUUUGCCCGUUCUCUCGUUCGCUUAUACCCUAUAUGCCUUAACUUCACUGGAGAAGCCAUUUGGAUGGGAUAUAGUAGAUAUGGUGGUGUCUAGUGGCAAGAAAAGUUUUGAUUUUUCCCCACAUUUGGGACGCAUUUCCAGCUGGAAAAAAAUGCACGCAAUGUAUUGAAAAGCAGUGGAACACUUAGUGGAACUUUGUUGGCAAAAUUGUGCAGUGGAAUUGACACUGGUGGGUGCGUGAAAUUCGAGCGCAGUUCUUUUUUUAGAGAACGGUGAUUCUUUUUUUCCUUUCGCUCUUCUGGAUUGCGGAAUCGGUUCAGUGUUGGAUGGUGUGGUGUGAUUGAACCUAUACGAUAUAACCCAGCACUAACGAACGAAUGCAAUAAACGAAAGCUUGGGAGUGUCUGGUUUUCGUUUCUGGUACUUUGUUAGCAGUAGUAUAGCAGAGGGGGGUUAGUAUCCAGUUGGGUUUUAGUGCGGGUGGUAUACGAAAGAAGUUCCAACAAGACGACGAAGGAGGAAGACACCGAAACAGAACGAAAAGUUUCAACUCGAAGCAGAGUGAAGUGAUUCAAGCAAGUAUAUCUAACAAGUACAGAAAGUAAAGAAAAAAGAAACACGACGACAGCAGUUGUGUGUUGUUGGCAUUUUACAUGGUAAAAGAAGAAGAAAAGUGAGUGUAUCCAACGGAAAGAGAGCGAUUCUUAUUGAUUUUCGCGAAUGUUUUCCUCCUGGCUUGCAAUAAUAGUCCGCGGUUGACGGCGGGAAGAGGCGAGGAGGGAUUGUGGUUGUGGCCGUGAGCUGGGAAAGCGAUAGUCCAGUUCUCGCGGCUGGCGAAGAAGCCUCAAAGUGGAAGAGUGGCGAAGUGGAAUCCGGUUCUACAAACGACCAUAAGAAUACAUACGUACACGUACUGCUUGGUGCUACUCCAGGGGGGUUUCUUCUUCUUUCCCGAUCCGAGAUAGAUGUAUUGUACGGUGUCCAUGUAGACGAAGAAGCAAAAGUGCGAAGAAUAGUUCUUACUGAAGACGACCGCGACGAAGACGACGACGAGACCCCAUCAACAACAACAACAACCAGAUCACGGAUGUUGGGUCUCUGAGAAAGGAAGUGAACAUAAACGACCACCGCUCGCGUGAUUGAUUUAGUUAGUUUUAGUUUCGUGAAGAAGUGAAAAAACCCAUCGAAAACAAAAAGAAAAGAAGCAUAGUGGAUCGUACGAGCGUACGACAAUGUUUAAAUGCAUCCCGAUCUUCAAGGGCUGCAAUCGGCAGAUCGAGUACGUGGACAAGCGCCACUGCUCGCUGCCGAACGUGCCGGAGGAAAUCCUGCGGUACUCGCGUUCGCUGGAGGAACUGCUGCUCGAUGCCAACCAUAUCCGGGAUCUGCCGAAGAACUUCUUUCGUCUGCAUCGGCUGCGGAAACUCGGUCUCAGCGACAAUGAGAUUAUCAAACUACCGUCGGACAUUCAGAACUUUGAAAACCUGGUAGAGCUGGACGUGUCACGGAAUGAUAUCGGUGACAUUCCGGACGACAUCAAACACCUCCGCAGCCUGCAGAUCCUGGACUUCAGCUCGAAUCCGAUCCACAGGCUACCGGCGGGGUUCUCGCAGCUGCGCAACCUGACCAUACUGGGGCUCAACGAUAUGUCGUUGACCUCGCUGCCACAGGAUUUCGGAUGUCUAUCAAAGCUAGAAUCGCUAGAGCUUCGGGAGAACUUGCUGAAGCACCUGCCGGAAUCGAUCAGCCAGCUGACGAACCUGGAACGCUUAGAUCUGGGCGACAAUGAAAUCGAAGAGCUUCCGCCGCACCUGGGCUACCUGCCGGCCCUCCAAGAGCUGUGGCUCGAUCACAACCAGCUGCAGAAGCUGCCGCCCGAGAUCGGAUUACUAAAGAACUUAGUAUGCCUGGACGUCUCGGAGAAUCGCAUGGAGGAACUGCCCGAGGAGAUAGGUGGCCUCGAAAAUCUAACCGAUCUGCACCUGUCGCAGAACUUGCUGGAGGUCCUCCCGGACGGUAUCUCGAAGCUGACCAAACUGACGAUCCUGAAGCUGGACCAGAACCGGCUGCACACGCUGAACGAGAACAUUGGCCAGUGCGUCAACAUGCAGGAGCUGAUCCUGACCGAGAAUUUCCUAAACGAGCUGCCUUACACCAUCGGCAACAUGACGAUGCUGAACAAUCUGAACGUGGACCGGAACUCGCUCAUUUCGGUGCCGAGCGAGUUGGGAAAUUGCAAAAACCUGGGCGUGCUGAGCUUACGCGAGAAUAAGCUAACCAAACUGCCAUCGGAGCUGGGAAAUUGCUUGGAAUUGCACGUUCUAGAUGUGUCCGGCAAUCGGCUCCAGCAUUUGCCGUACUCUUUGGUGAACCUUCAGCUCAAGGCCGUCUGGCUGUCGGAGAAUCAGGCUCAACCGCUUCUUACAUUCCAACCGGACAUCGAUGAGGUGACCGGUGAUCAGGUGUUGACUUGUUUCCUGUUGCCCCAGCAGGAAUACGUCCCGGCCAGUCCGGAAAACCGGGAAGACACCGACUCGGAAGACUGGGAAGAACGCGAAGCAUCCCGAACGCAUUCCGUCAAGUUCAGUGAAGAUUCCAACGUUGACAAGGACACUCCAUUCGUGCGCCAAAACACACCCCACCCGAAGGAAUUGAAAUUGAAGGCGCACAAACUGUUUGCCAAGGAGAAGCGAUCGGAUGACAUGAGCGGUGGCAAUCUGGACACCCUCUCUGAGGAAUCCUCCUCCCGGCCGUCGCUGCUCAACAAGACUGGAAUGGCCACGAUGGACGACAUCCAGGGGGUGGUGCCGAAUGAGCCAAUCGCCGAAGAGGACGCCAACAAGGAGAACGAAGACUUCGACGACAACUACGAGAAGCGCGUUGGAUUCGACGUGAACGAGGAAGAAGAUCGGUACUACUCGGAGGAAAAUGAGGAUUCCCAUGAGAAGAAGCCCAUUUCCAAGCUGCAUCGAAGAGACACUCCGCACCAUCUGAAAAACAAACGCGUCCAUCACGGCGUCUCGGACAAGAACAGCAGUCUGGUGCUGACGUCGCUGAAGCUGAAAGAGUCGCUUCCGCCGCCCCCGAAGCUGGACGAACAUCCGGCCCUGGAAGCGGCCAGCAAUAGCGAUGGCCAACCUGUGGCGGCGGCGGCGGCGGCGACUAUGGCAGCGGUGCCCGAGGGAAACGAUGCCCUGGACGCCUUCACCGAGCUCAAGGAGGAACGGCUAGAGAUCCACAUCGAGCGCACAUCCGCCGGGCUGGGACUGAGCAUAGCGGGUGGCAAGGGCUCGACGCCGUUCAAAGGCGACGACGAGGGCAUUUUCAUAUCCCGUGUCACCGAGGGUGGUCCGGCCGAUCUGGCCGGACUGAAGGUGGGCGAUAAGGUACUUAAAGUGAACGGUGUCUCGGUGGAGGAUGCAGACCACUACGACGCAGUGGAGGUGCUAAAAGCCUGCGGUUCCGUUCUGGUGCUGUUCAUAUCCCGGGAGGUGACCCGCCUAAUUGGUCAUCCGGUGUUUGACGAGAGUGGUUCGGUUGCACAGAUCAAUGUAGUCGAACAGCAGGCGGCGACACCCCAGCAGCAAAAAAUGAUUCCUCCCCCGAUUGCAGUGGCCGUUGAGCAACCGCUCAUGGAAGGCAUAGCAGGUGGGGGAGGAGGAGGCGGAGGCGGCGGUGGGGAAGCAUUACAUUCCUCGUACAAUACGGUCGGGUUGCCGAACGGGAAUGCCGGUACACCGAUGCCGACGACGGUGGGCUUGCUGAACGGAAAUGAAAUUACCCAUAAGGUUAUUCUGCACACGACCCUCAUCCGGGACCAGAUCGGACAGGGGCUCGGGUUCAGUAUAGCCGGCGGGAAGGGACACGCCCCGUUCAAGGACGGCUCGGAAGGAAUUUACAUCUCGCGGCUAACGGAGGGAGGGGUUGCCCACAAGGACGGGAAGAUCCUGGUGGGCGACCGGGUGCUAGCGAUUAACGGUGUCGAUAUCACCAACGCCCACCACGACUAUGCGGUGCAACUUUUGACGGAUCAUCAGCGGUUCGUGCGGUUGGUGGUGCAACGGGAGGUAAAGGGCCCACUGGAACCGCCGACCAGUCCCAGGAGCCCGAUGCUGAAAAGUUUGAACCCGAGCGGGUACAUGGCCAACCGACCAGCAUAUUCCGGCUACCGUCGUUCGAUCGACGAGUCCACCACGGAAGCUCAUCAACCUGCAGCAACAGGUGAAGUCCCGUCCCAGCAUCAUCCCGCCUCCGCUCAACCCGAAGCGCAACAGCAAACCACCGUGACCCACAAGCAGUCGCACACUCACCACACCCAAGUCCUCGCCCCAUCGGCAAAUGUGGAUCAGCAACAGCUGACAAACUCUUCUUCGCAAUCGCAGCAACAACCUCCCUUACCCGCCCCACGCAAAGUAUUAUCGCCGCAAACGUCUGUAAAUAACGGCAAUGGUAGUAGUUCUAACAUCAUGAGCAACAACAGCAACGCCAUGAGCAACACAAACGGUAGUAGUAGCACUCAUACCACCACCAACACAACCAACGGCAUUACCAACAACAGCAUCUAUCAGCAAUCUCCAUUACCCGCACCCGCAUCCACCAAGGCGCCAGCGGCGGGCGCACCUUCCACCGUAACCAAUGGUACAAGCAAUAACAAUAGUAUUGUAGCGAAGACACAAAGUGAGGACUCGCAGGUAGCGCUCCGGCCCAUGACCAGUGCCGAUUUCCAGGCCAUGAUCCCGUCGCAUUUCAUCAGCGGAGGAGCAGGAGGCCGCCAGGUGGUUCAGGUGGACAAGGGGGCGGCGCCCCACCAGGACACGGUGACGGUCACGGUGCAGAAGGCCGUCCCCGAUAUGCCCAUGCUGCCGCCGGCGCCGACCGAACUCGGAACCGUCACCGAGACCAUCACAAAGUCGACCUUCACUGAGACGGUAAUGACUAGGGUUACUGACAAUCGGUUAUUGGAACCACUAAUCAGUGAGGAGGUUGUCCUGCCCAAGGAUCAGGGUUCACUCGGUUUCAGCAUCAUCGGCGGCACGGACCACUCGUGCACGCCGUUCGGGGCCCACGAGCCCGGCAUCUUCAUCUCACAUAUCGUCCCCGGUGGCAUCGCAGCCCUGUCCGGCAAACUGCGGAUGGGUGACCGAAUCCUCAAGGUCAACGGCACGGAUGUUACGGGGGCAACCCAUCAGGAAGCGGUCAUGGAAUUGUUGAGGCCGUGCGACGAAAUCAAACUGACGGUUCAGCACGAUCCACUGCCGGCGGGAUUCCAGCAUUACGAAAUUGUUAGCUUGCCAACUGAGGAAGUGCAAAUCGUCAAACUCGAAGGCGAACGGCUCGGCAUGCAUAUCAAGGGCGGCCUCAACGGCCAACGCGGAAAUCCGCUGGACCAGGCCGACGAGGGUGUGUUCAUAUCGAAGAUAAACAGUUCCGGUGCGGCCAAACGAGACGGCCGGUUACGCGUUGGUCAGCGCAUCUUGGAAGUAAACGGAGUGUCGCUGCUGGGAGCAACCCAUCAGGAGGCGGUCAACUCGUUGCGAGCUUCCGGCAACACGUUGCAUUUGGUGGUGUGCAAAGGGUACGAAAAGGGGGAUCUGUUGCAUCAGGCGAUUGGUGGAGCCGGCGGUAUGAGCACCGGAAUAAGCAAUAACGGACAUAGUACUAGGAUAGGAUCUCGAGCUUCAGAAACUGGCUCCGAGUUGAGCCAGAGCGUAUCGAGCUUAGAUAGGGAUGAUUCAAUCAUUGCAGCUGAACCGCAGCGUAAAGUUAGUGUAGAUAGGGUACCGGAAGAGGAGGACACCGUUCCGGCUGUGGCCCCGACGCCGACGCCAGCAGCGAUUCCACAACCCGUGGUGCAACCUCCGCCUCCAACGACAACGGUGGCAACCGUUGCCCCACAAGGCGUGAGUAGGGUAGCAGCUCCAAGCACGGAUUCGCAAGCUCUUGUCAGUGCCCGGGAAAAGAGCACGCCGGAAAAGGUCCUGGACAUUGUCCGGGCGGCGGAAUCCCUCGCACUGGGUGGCAAUCUCGUGGAGAACGGUCCACCCAAGUCCCCGACGGAGCCCCCCACGGUCGAACCCCUCCAGAAGACGACCACCAUCGUGAUGUCGAAGCACACCCUGGACACACAAGCCCCACAGGUCGACCGCCGAUAUGGAAAUAUCCGGCCUUUGUUGCAUGCAAACGAUCCUCCUAAACCCCCAAUAACCACCUCCACUAGUACUACCAAUACCGCUACUACUACUUCUACUACCACCACCACCACAGCCACUAGUUCUACUACCUCAUCCUCUGCGUCGGCCACGUCCGCCGGUACUAGCGUCAAAGCACAGAGCAGUAGUCGCUUGACGCCACUUCCGGCCACGAAAACCUACAUUCCGGUGUACACUCCGAGCUCGUACGCGGUCCCGUUCGGAGCGAAGGAACCGUCGCCGGAGAAACCUCCGGUUCCGGCCAGUCGGUCUACGACUCCCACCUCCGGACAUCGGAAAUCGGUCAGUUUCGACCUGGAUGAUCCGGAGUGCGAGCACCGGAAGGCAAUGGCGGCCAGUGCCGAACGGGAUGCUCAGAUCCGUCAGUGGAAGGACGCGAACAACAAUGCGGGAACUGGGCAACUGAAGGGUAUUUUGAGGAGUGGCAGUCCGACGACCUCCAGCCGAAGCCGCAGCACAACUCCGGAAGAGGAAGAACGGGAACAGGUGGCGAGAUUGCGUUAUACGAGGGACGACGAGGAUGAGGAAACCGAAAGUGAAACUGAGGAAGAAGAAAGUGAAACGGAGGAGGAAGAGGAUGAGCAGGGAAGCGAGAUAGAGAGGCCCAAUCCGUUUAGGAAGGAGUUCUUUAGAGAGGAUAGGAAUGCGAAUAGGGAACGUUCGCCAAGGCGAUCGCCACCUCCGCGUCCACCGCCAAUUUUGAGAAAGGCGGAAAUUGUCCAUAACGAUGGGUUGGAUAAUAUGAGGGAAGAGUGGGGACAAGGUGAGUUCACGGAGUACCAGCACGAUACCCGAACGAACACUGUACGAGAAGUGAGAGGUUCUACGCACAGCUUGACAAGUCGUAGCGUAGAGCGGAUACCGGACUUUGAAAAGAUCGAACUGAUUGCGGCCAAAUUUGAUGUGCUCCCGACGAAGAAGCGAGCAGAGUUUGUUCAUGAGAACUUCACAGAGAAUGCAUUGGUCCAUGAAGAUACCCACCGACAGGUUCUGCUGGAAGAGAACAGAGUGCGAAACGAAAUGCUGUCUCGAUCAACUAAUCCAUUCCUGGAUACCUGCUAUGAACAAGAGUCGCAACAUUCUCCCUCGCCUGUGCCACAUUCGCCAAUGCACUGGUCCGGUUCGACCGGUCAGUUGCACCCACAGCUGUACCCACCAGUGCAGGUGCUGCCCGUUCAUUACACCAAACUUCCUACUCCUCAGCACACGAUUUUCACCUACACCCAAUCUCCGAUGCACAUCCAACAGCAACCUCAACAGCCGUACGGCAUGCCAAGUUACAACUACAUGUCUCCUCCGCCAGCGCCAAAAACACCGAAGAGCGUCUCCGACAAGAAGCGAUUCUUCGAGAAUGCGAUGGAAGACCAGACCAAGCAGACGCCCAAACCUGAAAAAGUAUUCUCAUUCCUCUCGCAAGACGAAGUCGAAAAGUUGAAACAGGAAGAGGAGCGCAAAAUUGCCACCCUCGGUCGGAGGCGUAUCCAGGAGCGGGCCUACGAACAGGACGACGAGUACGGUUCCGGCGACGAGGAGCAGGAGAUUCGUGAACGCUACACGAAAGCCGAUGAGAACGAUAACGAUAUGAGACACGACGACAUCGAUAACGACUCCCCGCCGACGACACCGACGAACGAACCCACCUACGAGGAGCAUCAACACCAUCUUCAGCAUCCGCAUCAGCAGCAGCCUCACGAGAGCAGGAUUCCAGUGAUGCUUAACCGUUCGCUGAUGGCGGCCACACCACCGUCCAAACCGAACACCCCCAUCAGUCGGAUCCCGAUUAGGACGGCCAAUGCGGAGAAGCGCGCCCGAGCCAACGAUAUGCUGCCGCCGGAGUACGACGAGUCCAAGCUGAGCCCGUCGGAGAUUCGGGCGUUGAGAGCGCAAAAGCGUGCCGCUUGGCGACAAGCUCGUCUCAAAUCGCUGGAAAACGACGCCCUGCAGGCACAAAUCAUGAUCCAAACCAUGAACGCCGCCACCCUGCACGAGGACGCCUCGGGUAACCCCACGGUGCUACAUCUGAGGUCCGAUCACGAUAACGAUCAUUACCAUCAUCACCAACACCUGCAGCAUACACAGCACUAUCCCACAAUUGCGGAGCACACCGUUAGCAGUAGUGACGAACAGUCAUCCCUUUCGACGCAAAUCGAUGGCAGUGAGUAUUACCGCCAUCCACCGGUAGCGCCGAAACCGAUCCGCUUUCCACGGAUAGCGGUCAAGUCGAAAGAUACCGGCAACGAGCGGGUCGUUCGCGAGACGGAAAAGGUCGUCGGCGAGAAGGUUCUGCAGCAGCGCACGGAGGAACUGCCCGAUGGGGGCCUGAGGACUGUGGAGUAUGUGGAGAAGGUCAUCGAGACGGAGGUGGAGACCAUGCGCGAGAAAAUCAUCAUGCUCGAACUGGAAGAACCUUCGUCGGGUAGCAGUGAGCGUCAGAAGGCCCCACAAUCACAGCAACAACUGCUCCAAUCCCCUGACUACGAUGACUCGACGGAAGCGGCGGAUGUAUCCCUGGAAGACGAUGACCACCCGGACGGAAGGGUACCCGACGAUUAUCAGGAGGACAUCAGCGACCACGAACCGGAAGACGAAGAAGACGUCCAUCCUCUGCAGACGAUCGUCGAGGUGGUCAACCCUGCCGUCAGUGGCGGUGAUGGCCAGAUCAACGACAUCAUCAUCGGACGGUACAACGACGACUGUGCGGAAGAUUCGUUUGCUUCGGCUUCGUCACCGUCGACGUUCAGCGCCAGUGCCAGUCGUUUCUCGUACGAGGAAGGUAGGUACGAGUCGAUCAACGACAAGAUGAAGAACGUCCUGCGGGAGCUGAAGCAGAAUGAGAAGGUGAGACUGAAUCUUUCCAAGAGUAUGACUGAGGAAGAGCUGGCCGAGCAGGAAGGGGACGAGGACGAGGAAUAUCAGGAAGAAUAUGACCAAGAGCAUGAACAGGUGCAACAGGAGGAGUGUCAUCAGGAAGACGACGAGGACGAGGAGUUCCGCCAUUACGAGGAAAAGACCGGUGCAAUCGGGACGGUAUUCAUGGUGCGCGAGCGACUAAUCAACGAUUUCUACACCCAUCAAAGUGAGCUGGCGCAGCAGGAGCAUCAUCAACAGGUGCAGCAGCAACGGGUGGACUACUACGAUGGUUGCGAAGUGAUACAGAACCCCGCGGCGCAAGCUUUCGAAGAAGAGCUGGAAAAGAUGCAAAGUCUCAGCAAGCUGCAGAAAAAGACUCUGCACGACGAGAAGCUGAAGGCCGUGUUCUGCGACGACGAAGACGACGACGAGGAUGAGGAAGCGACCGGUAGUUGUUCGCUCGGCGAGGUAAGUGGUGCGGAACGAAAGAACAGCGGUGCGAGUCUGGAGAAACCGAGUGGCAUUCCCAUUGCUGGUACCAAUGGAAGUGGCAGCUCGAAGCGGAAAAAGCGAAAGAGUAAGAAGAAGAAGUGAGGGGGGUCUACUGUUGAGUUCCAUCCGUCCUAGAUCACAAAAGAAGAAUCGCGAAGCGAUUCGGAAACUCCUAACUGGGGAGCAAUUAGUUUAUAUAUUUCCAUAUGAUUUAAGAACUGAAAGGAUUCUAACGACGUUUUGUUUUAACAUUUUUUAAACUUCUCAUAUCGAGAAUGCGACGGUAUUUUAAAGCGAAAUGAACUAUUCCAUUAUCAUUAUUCCUUUAUUAGUUUGGAUUUUUUAUCAGUCGAUAUUCGAACGUAAGGCGACAAUAAUAAGCUAUUCAUUUGAUUACUUUAAAUAGAUUUUAAAGUCUAAUUCAUAUAACUUACGUAAUAUUUAUUUACCGCUACAAUCGACUCGUGUUUGUGAUUGUACGAAAGUCGAUUGGGUCGUCUCGAAAUACUAGAUAGUUACGUAAUAGUGCAGCAGUCAAAAAUCAUUAGCAGCAAUCAGCGAAAGUAUCGAUCAGUCGAUUACUUUUUCAGCAGAUGCUGUUUUUUAGAGUUAGUCUAUCUACUGAAAUCUAUGGUAAAACAGAAGUAAUUUAUUUCGCCACUUCUUCGGUCUAUGAAGAAAUGGUCGAAUCGAUACAUAAUAUAUUGACUGAAUUAAACGUGAA